CCCGAGGAACCUGCAGUAACUACCAAAAGCUGGGGGUUUUCACGAGCUGGAAACAGCGAGACUAGUUGAAAUGAUGGCAGAUCAUGGAAACCUCUGCAAUGGGCAGGAAGCCACCUACUGCAUGAAUGGAGGGACAUGCUAUAAUAUACCUUCCAUGAACACACUCUCCUGUGUGUGCAAUGGAAAUUACAAAGGCAGCCGAUGUGAGCAUUUCCAGCUCUUCAGCAGUUCCGCCAAUGCAGAGGAAGCAGGGUUAAUUGCAGCCGUGAUAAUUUUUGUGCUCCUCAUUUCCGUGGUGGUGGCAUUCAUUAUCUACUACAUACACAAGAUGUUGAAAGCCAAGCAACAGAGCAAACAGAACAAUCAGCAACAGUAUUGGAGAGUAAAACCCGGAGUUUGAUUUUUUGUGUGAUGUACAUUUAUUUU
Messenger RNA from Perca flavescens (yellow perch), 426 nucleotides. It is a transcript of the gene nrg4, whose product is annotated as neuregulin 4. Gene Ontology annotation, molecular function: growth factor activity; epidermal growth factor receptor binding. Lineage: Eukaryota; Metazoa; Chordata; Actinopteri; Perciformes; Percidae. The record is from RefSeq and is a predicted model, not a curated record. Bases 71 to 400 code for a protein of 109 amino acids. The transcript has 5 exons. Gene Ontology annotation, biological process: positive regulation of cell population proliferation; epidermal growth factor receptor signaling pathway; positive regulation of mitotic nuclear division.